This is a messenger RNA of Enterobius vermicularis (human pinworm), 300 nucleotides long. The record is from the annotation of a GenBank genome assembly. NCBI's taxonomy places the organism in Eukaryota, Metazoa, Nematoda, Chromadorea, Rhabditida, Oxyuridae.
AUGCCGAAAAGGAAAAGGACUUCAAAUAAAACUCGAAAAAGGAGAGGAAAAGAUUUAGACGAAAUUCAUGAAGACCUUAGACCUGAAAAAGUUGCAAAAUUGAUGAACCAAGAAAUCGAUUUAGACCUUCCGGGCAACGGCCAAUUUUACUGCAUCGAAUGCAGCCGAUAUUUUAUUGACGAAGGUGCCGUGAAUAAACAUAAGUCUUCUAAAGGUCACCGUCAAAGGGUAAAAGCUCUUCAGGAACCACCCUAUACUCAGAAGGAAGCCGAGCUUGCUGGUGGAAUUGGUGUAGGCUGA